This is a messenger RNA of Argentina anserina (silverweed cinquefoil), 801 nucleotides long. RefSeq lists its product as uncharacterized. Lineage: Eukaryota; Viridiplantae; Streptophyta; Magnoliopsida; Rosales; Rosaceae. The record is from RefSeq and is a predicted model, not a curated record. The coding region runs from base 1 to 801 and encodes 266 amino acids. The transcript is spliced from 6 exons.
AUGAAAACUCUGAAGAAAAAGAUUGAGCACAUUGAAGCUGAAAAGAAACUUAUUGAGGAAAAGCUUGACGAGUGUGAAAUUGAAAAAGAAGAUAUUGAAGCUGAAACAGAAGAUUUUGAGGAGAGGCUCGAGCAAAGCCUUGCCAAAUGGGCUGAUCUUAAGAAAGAGCUUGAGCAAAGUGAGGCUCUAAAUGCAGAUCUCGCGAAAAAGAUUGUCCAAGGUGAAGAUAAAAUAAGUGAAGCUGAAAAGGAAGAAUAUUUUAAGUAUGAGCUUGCACAUAAUAUAGCUGAAAAACAAGACAUCAGGCAAGAACUUGAGUGUAGUGAAGAUGUAAAUAAAGGUCUUCAGAGAACGCUUGAGGUGAGUAAUGUUGAAAAGAAGAAACUUAAGGAAAAGCUUGAAAAGACUAAAGCUGAAGGACAAGAGCUUAAGGAACUUGUUGUAGAGAUAAAAGCUAAAAAAGUGGAGCUUGAGAGGGAGUUUGAGCAGAAUGUAGAUCAAAAGAAAUCGCUUCUCCAAUUAAUUGAUGCGAGGAAUAAUCAUAUCAUAAAGGAUAAGAAGGUUGCUUUCGAGCAAAACAAAGUUGAUAUCUUGCUAGCAGAAUUAACAAAAGAACGACAGGCCACUGUUCCAAAUGAGCAACUCCCCAAAUGCUCGAGUAAGGAGAAAGAAAGAGAAGCAACUGAUUUAGAAAGAUUUAAGGACUUGCCGGCACGUUUAAUUGCAGCCCAAGCCUUGGAAGGCCUUUGUGCUAAAUUGAGACUAGUUCUAGCUCUCAAGCGUCACAGUCUAGGUUUGUAG